AUAGGUGAUGCUAUGGUUGGAUCUCGAUCAUGGUUUGGAGGAUUAUUUUCCCGCAAUGGCAAUAAACGUCAGAGUAAUGGUGAAAAGACAUUUGAUUGUACUUUGUCCCCACUUCAGGAAAUACGACUACAAAAGCUUAAGGAACGGGUGAGUGUACCAUUUGAUGAGACUCGACCAGAUCAUCAGGAAGCUCUCGUAGCUCUUUGGCAUAUUUCCUUCCCGGAAACAGAACUUACAGGUCUAGUAUCAGAGCAAUGGAAAGACAUGGGGUGGCAAGGGCCAAACCCUUCAACUGAUUUCAGGGGUUGUGGAUUUGUUUCUCUCGAGAAUCUAUUAUUUUUUGCAAGGACUUAUCCGGCUUCUUUUCAGAGGAUAUUAUUCAAGCAAGAAGGAAUGAGAGCCAUAUGGGAGUACCCAUUUGCUGUUGCAGGCAUCAACAUCUCGUUCAUGUUGACUCAGUUGCUUGAACUGAAUUCAGCAAGACCAAAAUCUCUAGCAGCAAUCAAUUUUGUAAAAAUUCUCUCAGAAGAUGAGGAAGCAUUUGACAUUUUGUACUGUAUAGCAUUUCAGUUGAUGGACGCUCAGUGGCUUGCUAUGGAUGCUUCAUAUAUGCAGUUCAAAGAAGUCCUGGAAGCAACAAGGAUCCAACUCGGGCGGGAACUCGCACUGGAUGAUGUUCGCCGAAUCCAAGAUCUACCUGCUUACAACCUUUUGUACAAGUAGGCUCACAAAUUAAGUUUUGCAACAACAGCAACAAGCUGUAAUGUCCCAGCUAUUGAGUCAUUUUAUGGAUCUUUUUGUCUACAACUGAGCUUUGUAUAGUAUAAUAUCAAACUAGAUACAGUCAAAUCUCUCCCAGUGAAGCUAGUGCAUGAGUUAUUUUUUC
Messenger RNA from Musa acuminata AAA Group (dessert banana), 886 nucleotides. RefSeq lists its product as uncharacterized. NCBI's taxonomy places the organism in Eukaryota, Viridiplantae, Streptophyta, Magnoliopsida, Zingiberales, Musaceae. The record is from RefSeq and is a predicted model, not a curated record. Bases 13 to 723 code for a protein of 236 amino acids. The transcript has 8 exons.